CAACCAAGAAAACAUCCCAAGAGUUGUAAACCAGGAGAAACUUCUCUUUUCUUCCCACGAGACACUUAUUUGCAUUCCAAAAGGACUUUAAUUUUUGGAAGUGAAUAAAACUUGUUUUGGAAGUACAAGAUGACUACAGCUGUAGAAAGAAAGUAUAUUAAUAUUAGGAAAAGACUGGAUCAGCUGGGAUACCGCCAGACUCUGACAGUGGAGUGUUUACCUUUGGUAGAAAAACUUUUCAGCGACUUAGUUCAUACAACAGAGAGCCUUCGGCAAUCAAAAUUAUCUGCUGUGAAAGCUGAAAAAGAAAGUGCCAAUUUUGAUUUUGUUUUGGAACCCUAUAAACUUGAAAAUGCAAGAUUGAGUAGAGAAAAUAAUGAAUUAUACCUAGAGUUAAUGAAACUGAGAGAACAUUCGGACCAACACGUUAAAGAGUUGAAAACUUCAUUGAAGAAGUGUGCACGUGAAACAGAUGAUCUGAAAUUUCUAAAUAACCAAUAUGUUCAUAAACUCAAACUGUUGGAGAAAGAGAGCAAAGCUAAGAAUGAAAGAAUUCAACAACUUCAAGAAAAGAAUUUGCAUGCUGUAGUACAAACUCCAGGUGGCAAGAAAAGAAGUAUUGCUUUCAGGCGCCAGCGUAUGCAAAUUGAUGAACCGGUUCCUCCCUCUGAAGUCAGUUCAUAUCCGGUUCCUCAACCAGAUGACCCUUACAUUGCAGACCUCCUACAAGUGGCUGAUAACAGGAUUCAAGAACUUCAACAGGAAGUCCACCAGCUACAAGAAAAGUUAGCAGUGAUGGAAAGUGGGGUGAGCGAUUAUAGCAAGCAGAUUGAGCUAAGAGAACGAGAGAUAGAACGACUGUCAGUUGCUUUGGAUGGUGGUAGGUCCCCUGAUGUCCUCUCUCUGGAGUCUAGAAAUAAAACCAAUGAAAAGCUUAUUGCUCAUUUAAAUAUUCAGGUUGACUUUCUUCAGCAAGCUAAUAAAGACCUGGAGAAGCGUAUACGAGAGCUUAUGGAAACCAAGGAAACGGUGACAUCUGAGGUUGUUAAUUUAAGUAACAAAAAUGAAAAACUCUGCCAAGAAUUAACUGAAAUAGAUCAGUUAGCACAGCGGUUGGAAAGACAUAAAGAAGAAGUGCUUGAGACUGCUGAUAAAGAACUUGGGGAAGCAAAGAAAGAGAUUAAAAGAAAGCUGUCUGAAAUGCAGGAUCUUGAAGAAACAAUGGCAAAACUUCAACUGGAAUUGAACUUAUGCCAUAAAGAAAAGGAGAGACUGAGUGAUGAACUCCUUGUAAAAUCAGACCUUGAAACUGUUGUUCAUCAGCUUGAACAAGAAAAGCAAAGACUUAGCAAAAAAGUUGAAAGUUUUGUAGUUACAGAAAGAGAACUUACUCUGGAAGUUGAGAGGAUGAGACUAGAACAUGGAAUAAAACGUCGAGACAGGUCACCUUCUCGUUUAGAUACAUUUCUGAAAGGUAUAGAAGAAGAACGAGAUUAUUAUAAGAAAGAGCUAGAGAGACUCCAACAUAUAAUACAGCGAAGAUCUUGCUCUACAAAUUAUGGUGCACGUGAAAAAAAUUCAAUAUUUAGAACACCAGAAAAGGGUGAUUACAAUUCAGAAAUUCAUCAGAUCACAAGAGAAAGAGAUGAACUUCAGCGUAUGCUGGAAAGAUUUGAAAAAUAUAUGGAGGAUAUACAGUCAAAUGUUAAAUUACUGACAGCAGAAAGAGAUAAACUAAGUGUCUUAUAUAAUGAAGCUCAAGAAGAAUUAUCUGCCCUAAGAAAGGAAUCCACCCAAACCACAGCACCCCAUAAUAUUGUUAGUCUUAUGGAAAAGGAAAAAGAACUUGCGUUAUCUGACUUAAGAAGAAUUAUGGCAGAAAAGGAAGCUUUAAGAGAAAAAUUAGAGCAUAUUGAAGAAAUGAGUCUUUUUGGAAAAUCAGAAUUAGAGAAAACUAUUGAACAUUUGACAUGUGUUAAUCAUCAGCUUGAAAGCGAAAAAUAUGAAUUAAAGUCUAAAGUGUUAAUAAUGAAAGAAACAAUAGAGUCGUUAGAGAACAAGUUAAAAGUCCAAGCUCAAAAAUUUAGCCAUGUGGCUGGUGACUCAUCUCAUCAGAAAACAGAGGUGAACUCACUUAGGAUAGUAAUUGAGCAGCUACAGCGGUCAGUUGAUGACUAUCAGCACCGACUUUCCAUUAAAAGAGGUGAACUUGAAUCAGCCCAAGCACAAAUUAAAAUACUGGAGGAAAAAAUAGAUGAAUUAAACCUUAAGAUGACUUCACAGGAUGAGGAGGCUCAUGUAAUGAAAAAGACCAUUGGUGUUAUUGAUAAAGAAAAAGACUUUCUCCAGGAGACUGUAGAUGAGAAGACAGAAAAGAUUGCAAAUUUGCAAGAAAACCUAGCUAAUAAAGAGAAAACUGUUGCUCAAAUGAAGCUAAUGAUCUCAGAGUGUGAAUCAGCUGUGAACCAGCUAAAAGAAACAUUAGUUAAUCGAGAUCGUGAGAUAAACAGCCUCCGGCGCCAGCUUGAUGCAGCUCACAAAGAACUCGAUGAAGUAGGAAGAUCUAGAGAAAUUGCUUUUAAGGAAAACAGAAGAUUGCAAGAUGACCUGGCUACAAUAGCAAGAGAAAACCAAGAAAUCUCAUUGGAAUUGGAAGCAGCAGUGCAAGAAAAAGAAGAAAUGAAGAGCAGAGUUCAUAAAUACAUAACAGAGGUGUCACGAUGGGAGAGCUUAAUGGCUGCCAAGGAAAAAGAAAAUCAAGAUUUGUUAGAUAGAUUUCAGAUGCUUCAUAACCGUGCUGAAGACUGGGAGGUCAAAGCCCAUCAAGCGGAGGGAGAAAGCAGCUCAGUUCGACUGGAACUUCUUUCUAUUGACACUGAGAGGAGACAUCUUCGAGAAAGAGUGGAGCUAUUAGAAAAAGAAAUUCAAGAGCACAUAAAUGCCCAUCAUGCUUAUGAAUCUCAGAUCUCAUCCAUGGCAAAAGCCAUGUCUCGAUUAGAAGAAGAGCUGAGACAUCAAGAAGAUGAGAAAGCAACAGUAUUAAAUGACUUGUCAUCUCUUAGAGAACUUUGCAUUAAACUUGAUUCAGGCAAAGAUAUUAUGACCCAGCAACUGAAUUCCAAAAGCCUUGAGUUUGAGAGGGUUGUAGUGGAAUUAGAAAAUGUAAAGUCAGAGUCAGACCUAUUGAAAAAACAACUGUCAAAUGAGAGACAUACAGUUAAAAACCUCGAAUCAUUGCUGGCUACAAACAGAGAUAAAGAAUUUCAUUCUCACUUAACCUCCCAUGAGAAGGAUACAGAAAUCCAGCUACUUAAGGAGAAGUUAACUCUUUCUGAAAGCAAAUUAACUAGUCAAAGCCGGGAAAACACCAUGCUUCGAGCUAAAGUGGCACAGUUACAAACAGAUUAUGAUGCCCUGAAAAGGCAGAUCUCAACUGAAAGAUAUGAACGAGAACGAGCAAUCCAAGAGAUGCGUCGACAUGGUCUUCCUACACCACCCCUUAGUUCCACUCUGAGGUCUCCUUCACAUUCUCCUGAACAUAUAAAUGCGUAAUUAUCAGAAAGAAUAAUGGUUUUCAAUGAGUUCCUAUGUGGAUUUUUAGAAGAACAGAACAGUAAUGAAAUAUUUGAAGUACUUGUUGCUGAAAAUCAUGAACAUGGACACAAAUUCUACCUCUGUCAACUUUUAUUUAAAUCAGUGAAUAUGUUAAAAAGUUUGGUUUAAAAGAACUAUAUCUGUAUGUAUAUUUUCAUAUAUAUGACAGAACAUGUAUUAAUAGUGCCUAAUGUUAUAUCUAUGUUUUUUUAUUCAUGAAUUAAAUUACUAAAAGUAUGCUUAUACUGUGAAUUAAUAUAAUGUAUUCACAUUAUUCUUUAAUAAUCUGUUUCUUAAUAACCCAUGAUAUAUGUAUGUAAAUAUUCUUACAGUACUUGUUUUUAGUUUUCAUGCCUAUGUUUAGCCCAUAUCUUAGUGUAUUCACAAAGAAUGAUCAACUUUGAUGCUAUGCUGUCAUGCUUAACUUUUUCUUAAAAUUAUUUCAUAGAUAUACUGUCUGUUGUCAAGGGGAAUAUAUUCAGGUCUGGUCUUCUUAUGAUAGCAGAGAUCUUGGUAAAAUAAUGAUUACCAUAUAUAAUGUGUUAUUGCCAUCUAGAAGAACUAUGAUGAGAAAGAAACAUUUAUAUAUUAUGUAAAAUAUUAUUUUAACUAUCAUCACAUGGACUCUCUGUGUAACACAGAUUCUAUCAAAAGCAAACUAAAAGCUAUAUGCAGAAUUUUGUAUAAAACAAUAGAACGGAAAUUUGGGGCAUUUUUCUAGGAAAUAAAAUUCCUCAGUGUAUUAAUCUAAGGUUUCAAAGUAUAAAAGUAUAUGGGUAGGCCGGGUGCGGUGGCUCACACCUGUAAUCCCAGCACUUUGGGAGGCCAAGGCGGGUAGAUUACCUGAGGUCAGGAGUUUGAGACCAGCCUGGGCAACAUGGUGAAACUCGUCUCUACUAAAAAUACAAAAAUUAGCCAGGCUUUAUGGCGGGCACCUGUAAUCCCAGCUUCUUGGGAGACUGAGGCAGGAGAAUUGCUUGAACCCGGGAGGUGGAGGUUGCAGUGAGCCAAGAUUGCACCAUUGCACUCCAGCCUGGGUGACAGAGUAAGACUCUGUC
Molecule: messenger RNA, 4652 nt
Organism: Mandrillus leucophaeus (drill)
Lineage: Eukaryota; Metazoa; Chordata; Mammalia; Primates; Cercopithecidae
Gene: CEP135
Product: centrosomal protein 135kDa
Exons: 26
Coding region: 130-3552 (1140 amino acids)
Source: RefSeq, a predicted model, not a curated record